Messenger RNA from Punica granatum (pomegranate), 1051 nucleotides. NCBI's taxonomy places the organism in Eukaryota, Viridiplantae, Streptophyta, Magnoliopsida, Myrtales, Lythraceae. The record is from RefSeq and is a predicted model, not a curated record.
GGUUUUCACUUCCUUUCUCAACCAACCAACCACACCUCGAAGGUCCUCAACCUCCAUUUUAGCAGAGCAUCGCCAUAGCCACUGCAGCUUCGUUUGCAGAGAAAUAUGAAGACAUUAUCCCUGCAACAUUCCCCCUUCAGCCUCCCAAGGCACACCAACUCCUCCUCCAAAUCCUCUGCCCCAACAGCUUUUCUUAGAAUCAUAUGGUCGCCGUCUCAGAAUUCCAACACCUUCCCAAGAACCGCCUUGUCGGGCCUGUCCUCCCCGGUAACACUCGGCCGACCAGUCAAGUAUGCACCGCCAGAGGAGGAGAACCUGAAUGUGAACGUCCCUCGGGAAUGCUCAAAUGGGUAUUCGAGGGCGGUGGUCAUCGGGAUGGUAACAGUUGGGGUCGCUGUCUUCCUUCUUGGAGUUGGGGCUGAUGAACAUCACGGCAGGGCCCUGGCUCUGGGCCCUGAAGGGCCGCUGGUGGAGGAGUUCUGGGACAACGUGAGGAGAUACGCGCUGUACGCCCUCACCGUGAGCACCGGCGCGAUCUACACGAUUCUGCAGCCGAUCAUCGAGUUGCUGAAGAAUCCCAUCUCUGCAAUCCUCAUCCUGCUGAUCCUAGGGGGCGGCUUCUAUAUCAUCACCCAGGUCCUUUCCGCAAUGAUUGGGAUCACCGAGUUCUCUUACGAUUACAGUUACUAAAAAAUUCACAUGGUGGGUUUUUUUGCUAGUUAGUUCUCUUGUUCAUGAUCUUCUCUUUAUUGGAAUUCUCUUCAGCUGGGAAAGGAUAGUUUCGUCAUGAGGAAGACACUAUUAAUUACUUGAAGAUAUUGACGGGUCAAAAUUACUUGAAGUGAUCAAAUCUAAGGGCGAUGAUCAUUUUCAGUUGAUCCAAUAGUCGAUAACAUUACGAGGAACGCAACCACUAGGGAUGAACCAGAACACCAAAUUAAAAGUACCUGCUCCCGCUCAACAUAUACCGGUUGAUAUAUAUGUUACAUCAAAGUAUUUUGUUUUCCUAUAUCACAUUUUUUAUAAUCAAAUAACUAUAAUUUCGGUGAGA